UUCUAAUGUGUGGGGACCGUUUCAUAGUGAGCGCAAGUGGCAUAUAAAAAUCAACCUUUGGCUGCUCAAAUUUUUCAACUCCAAAAUUCAAUCACAUGUUAUUUCCUCAGUUUCUAAAGAUAUGACAACAGCAAAAGAAACUUCAAACUUAGAUCUCAUACGCUAUCAUCUCUUAGGUGAUAACAUCUCAGACCCUAAUAAUUUUCUCCAUCCUGUUAAACUUGAACACCCUUCACCUGAAUUUGAUUUCACUUCAUAUAUUUCAGAUAACAGCACCACUUUCUUCACUUUCCUUGAAAGCUAUGAUUUGGUAGCAGACAUGGAGUUCUUUACUAAUAAUACUUCUCCAACAAAUGAAACAAAGCCUUCAAAGGAAAGGAAUUCACCUGAACCAAUUACUUUGGUGUCAAAGGAGACAAAGAAAGAAAAAUGUGUUGUUGAUGCGACGACGAGGCGUUACAGAGGAGUAAGGAGAAGGCCAUGGGGGAAAUUUGCUGCUGAGAUUCGCGAUCCGUCGAGGAAAGGAAGCAGGGUUUGGUUAGGUACAUUUGAUUGUGAAAUUGAUGCUGCAAAAGCUUAUGAUUCUGCUGCUUUCAAAAUGAGGGGUCAGAAAGCUAUAUUGAAUUUUCCUUUGGAGGCUGGAGUUUGUCAUCCUAAGCCUAAUUGUUGUGGAAAGAAAAGGAGAAGAGAGAGUGAAAUUGAAGCUACAAGAAGUUCAACUUCAAGUUCAUGAAUAGAAAUUAAGUGUGUUUGGUGAUGUUGUACAAGUUUGUUUAGUUAUUAGAAAUUCUUGGAUGAGCACUCAUAUGUCAUAAUCAAUAAAAAGCUUAAAAUACUACUAGCAAGGACUUAUAUUAGUUAUUAGUUUAAUGUUUUUUUAAAAAUUAAUUGGUUAUGUCUACAAGGACUUUGCUCAUCAAGUAUGUCACAUAUUCUGUACAUAGAAGCAAACAUUAAUGUUAAUGUCUCUCUACACGGAAUCAAUGCAGAUUUUUCUUGCAUAAUAUGAAA
Molecule: messenger RNA, 1011 nt
Organism: Cicer arietinum (chickpea)
Lineage: Eukaryota; Viridiplantae; Streptophyta; Magnoliopsida; Fabales; Fabaceae
Product: ethylene-responsive transcription factor ERF107-like
Biological process (GO): regulation of DNA-templated transcription; ethylene-activated signaling pathway
Molecular function (GO): DNA-binding transcription factor activity; DNA binding
Source: RefSeq, a predicted model, not a curated record